Molecule: messenger RNA, 1267 nt
Organism: Myripristis murdjan (pinecone soldierfish)
Lineage: Eukaryota; Metazoa; Chordata; Actinopteri; Holocentriformes; Holocentridae
Gene: hemk2
Product: HemK methyltransferase 2, ETF1 glutamine and histone H4 lysine
Exons: 7
Coding region: 225-878 (217 amino acids)
Biological process (GO): methylation
Cellular component (GO): eRF1 methyltransferase complex
Molecular function (GO): protein methyltransferase activity; S-adenosylmethionine-dependent methyltransferase activity; nucleic acid binding
Source: RefSeq, a predicted model, not a curated record
GCAUGACGCGAACGUAUACACGGAAGUAAGCCAUGCUAGAGUGCAGUGAGGCAGGUCGGCGUGCUCCUGCGAGUUGAUUUGCAGCGUUUAUUCAUAAAAUACAUCAAGUAUUUAUAAAAUAAUCCAGCGACUAGGCUGUCGAAAGCGUAAAUGUUUAAUUUCAGGGGGGGAAGCUGACUGCAGUGCCGUGGCUGAGGGAAAGCGGAGCCGGGAACACGUGCGGGAUGUCUGCGGGGCAUCCCACGCCGAUCUACUCCCACGCCGGACGGGGCGACUUCCAGGACGUGUACGAGCCCGCGGAGGACUCGUUCCUCUUAAUCGAUGCUCUGGAGCAGGACGCCGACAGGCUGCAGCAGCUCCGGCCGGCAGUGUGCGUGGAGGUGGGCAGCGGCUCGGGAGUGGUGUCGGCCUUCCUGGCAUCACUGAUUGGCCGCUCGGCUUUUCACCUGUGCACUGAUGUGAAUCCUGCAGCCGCACGGUGCACAGCUCAGACGGCCUCCUGCAACAGUGUUUCCUUGCAACCCGUCAUCACAGACCUGGUGGAGUGUCUCCUGCCCCGCUUGUGUGGAAAAGUCGACGUUCUUCUCUUCAACCCUCCCUACGUCGUCACACCCUCAGAAGAGGUCGGCAGCAGAGGCAUCGAGGCAGCGUGGGCAGGUGGGAGGCGAGGCCGCGAGGUGACGGACCGCUUCCUCCCUGUCGUCUCACAGCUGCUGUCCACCGGAGGCCUGUUCUACCUCAUCACCAUCGCCGAGAACGACCCAGAGGAGAUCAUCAGUCUCCUGGCGGACUUUGGCCUGAAGGGAGUCUCAUGCUUGUCCAGGAGAGCGGGGAACGAGCGCCUCUCCGUCCUGCGUUUCCACAGGACGCAGAAUUAGAUGGACAGCCAACAGGAUUAAGCUCAGCUCUGUGUGUCGGCCUUCCACGUGAUGCGGCCGUCCUCGCCGAGCUUAACGGCGCCGCUGGCCACCAGCUCCAGGGCUGCUGGGAAGGCGCGGUGCUCGGCCUGGCGGAUCCGGUCGCACAGGCUCUCCUCCGUGUCGCUGACGAGCACGGGCACCGCCUCCUGCACGAUGAUGGCCCCGGCAUCAACCUCCUCCUGAACAUGCAGCAAACAAGCAACUGAGUUCAGAGGAAAUGACAAACUGAUUUGCAGAUGUGGUUGGAAAUGCUAAAACAUCAGCAUGUAGAGGGAGUUAGCUCUAAGUGUACCUUUUUAAUAAAAAAAAAAGUGAAAUGGAAUUGGAAAGCCAGAGGGUUGCUUUGA